Molecule: messenger RNA, 1848 nt
Organism: Lolium perenne
Lineage: Eukaryota; Viridiplantae; Streptophyta; Magnoliopsida; Poales; Poaceae
Source: RefSeq, a predicted model, not a curated record
AUGUCAAAGCAGGUGCUCAAAUUCGAGGACGAAGACAACGAAGGAUACGCUGAUAGCAACAUCCGAGAAAUGCAUGCAGAUGGUGCAUCAUUUGCUGGUGAGAAUGCCUGCCCAGCUGACAAUGCUGAUUAUUCAAAUGAGGAACCGACUGCUGAAGAGCUUGAAAUGGACAGAAUGUUUGCAAACAAGAAGUAUCCAACAAUGCAAGAGAUAUCAGAGGCAUCUACUCCCACAGUUGGGAUGGAAUUCGAUUCAAAAGAGGAUGCAUUCUUCUUCUUUGCAGUGUGCCGUGAGGAUACAUACGUUGACAGUGCACUCAGACAGAGACGGACUUCCAGGAUUGUGCGGACAAAUGCAAAGUCGGAAUACAAGACUCUGAUCCACAUCCUACAAGAGACAAGAGUUCCACCCAGGAACAUAAUGAAAAUAUUCAGGAAAACAAGGGGAAGCUUCAGGGCAGUUCCAUUUGAUACAAAAAACCUAGAAAACGAGCUAGCAAAAGAAAGAAAGAAAAUUAAGAACAGGGACAUCGAAGAGUUGCUGCUACUAUUCAAGGAAGCACGUGAAAAGAUGCCUGGAUUCAGACAUUCAAUUGAUUAUGGGAUGCCAUUUGCUCCAAUAUUAGGGGUUGAUAACUAUGGCAAAACAGUCAUGUUUGGAGUAGGAUUGCUGGAGGAUGAUAGAGCAGACACUUUCAAGUGGCUGUUUGAGGAAUUCCUGUCUGCCAUGGACAACAAGCACCCAGAAACUAUAAUAACAGACCAAGACGUUGCAAUGAGGAUUGCAAUAUCUAAAGCAUUACCUUACACAGUGCACCGUUUCUGCAACUUUCACAUCAGCAAGAACCUGGAUGACAAGUUGUCCCUAUUCUUCGCAGUAAGAGGGACUCUGAAGGAAGAACUAAGAGCGGUUAUAAGGAACUCAUUUACUCCAGAGGAAUUCGAAAAUAGCUGGCAUGAUCUACUGGAGCGUCAUAAUGCUUUGGGAGAGCCACACCUGGACAGGAUAUAUGACAUCAGAGCUCAGUGGGUCCCAGCAUAUUUCAAAGAGAGAUUCUUCCCAUUCACUUCAUCGAUGGGGAGAAGUGAGAGCACAAACUCCUUAUUCAAACACUAUGUAAAAAGGAAGGACUCGAUUGCAACAUUCUUCAAGGAGUAUAUCAUAAUACAAGAAAAAAAACAGUCUGACCUAGAUCGCCUAAGAGAGAAAAGUGAGUUCAAGGAGUCUGUGAAUUGGGGAUUCAAUCCUCUUGAAAGGGAAGCAAUGAAAAUCUACACAGACCCAAUAUACGGCAAGUUUGCUGAAGAGCUAAGGAAGGGUACUGCUUACAACGUUGAAGUUGUGGAAGAGAAGAGAUUAUACAGAGUGAUUAGGGUGGCUAACUAUAGGAAUGCAGAGUUCCCCAGAUUAACAUAUGUGGUUAGUGUUUCCUCUGAUGACGAUGUGUACAAAUGCUCGUCCUCAAAGAUGGCUCGCGAUGGAAUACAGUGCUGCCAUGUCAUGAGGGUGGCUAGUCAUAUUGGAGUUGCUGAGCUGAAGAAAGCUAUAUGCAAAGAUGCAAUUGAACGCCUCCAGACGAAAGAAAAAGUCACACGUAAGAGAAAAAAGGUUGAUGACCCAGUUCAACAAGAUACUGACAAUAUGCGUCAUGAAGAUAGAGAAGACAACAAUCAUGGACACAACAAUGAACAGAUACACCAUGAGGAGAAAAAUUCAAGUGACGAAGAAAAAAAUGAAGAUGAGCAUCGCCCUUAUAAGGAUCCACCACAGUCAGGAAAUCCAGGGUUCAACCUAGGUUGCCUGGACACAAAAGACCAAAAUGCCCAGACAGAGACAAGGUUGGCAUGA